UUGCGUUUAUUACAAGAACCAGAGCACAUAAAUUUGUAUGAAUUGAUAAAUAUUUCUCCAAAGAAUAGUUCGGACGGCAACAGUUACAUUACUUGUGAAGGUAAUCUAAAGCCACCAUGAUGAACUCUACAACCAGCAACUCGACUGCAGGAGAAGGGGAGACUGUGAAAGUGCUCAAAGCAUUAUGUUACUGUGUAAUCAUGCUCAUGUCGCUGGUAGGAAACACUUUGGUUAUCAUUAUUAUCUUCCGAAACACCAGAAUGCGGACCACCACUAACAACCUGAUCGCCAACAUGGCCAUCAGCGAUUUGCUGUUUCCGCUGUUUGCUGUUCCGAAGGAGAUAGCGCAGAUCGUGAUCGGCAAAUCGCGAUGGCUUGUCGUUGGCAUCGGAGGAGAAAUAUUAUGCAAGUUUGUGAAUUUUUCACAAGACAUCUCAACAGCCGUUUCGAUACUUAGCCUGGUUGUUAUAGCCUUCGAUCGAUUCCACGCGGUGAAAUUUCCCUUCCAACCAGCUGUAAUAACGCCUAAAAUUUGCCGCAUAGUAAUUUGUCUCAUCUGGGUUGUUGCCGUAGGCCUCCACUCGACGUACUUUUACACUUUCAAACUGAUAGUGGAAGGGAACGAUACAUAUUGCAAGAACGAAUGGGAGCCGGCCUUUGAAACUGCCUCCACUCAAAAAGUUUACUUUUUGAUCAUUUUCUUGGUGCUGAUAUUUUUUCCUAUCGCGGUGAUUAUUAUAUUGUACACAGCCAUUGCAAUUGAAGUUUGGAAGCAGAAAGGACCCACCGAACACUCCUGUCGGGAGCGACAAAGGCGUGAACAAGAAAACAGAAGAGUGUUAAAACAAGUUGUGACGGUGGUCGUUGUGUUCGUUUCUUGCAUCACGCCUGUCACAAUAUUUAGCUGGCUUCUCCUCUUCGUCUGGAACAUAAAAAAAAUACCGCCUGGAAUAGAUGAAGUCAACUUUCAUUUCUGUGCAUUAUUUAUUAUGCAUUCUAACGCGGCUAUCAGCCCUUGUAUAUAUUUCAUCUUCAACAAAAACUAUCGGAAGGGACUCAGCGAAAUAUACGAAAGCUGCGCACGAAUUUUUACCGGCCUUGAGAAUCAAUCACUGGAACCGACUGGUUCUACUAAGCCGAAAUACAAUUCUAAGGUUGAGCGCGUUGCAAAGAUAAGGUCGCCCAAAUGCCAAUACAUUUAACCGAAAAAUUUAACAGACGUUUUUUGAGAUGAGAAUGAGGGUAUUGAAAGUGGCUACAUGUGGAAUAAAAACUGGUAUUUGCUAAGUCCAUUUUUAGCAGUCCAUCCAUUGUAAGCUAACUAAAUAGCUCCUUAAAGACCAUAACCGUUUGCAUUCCAUAGUGUCUAUUUAAUCAUUUACUGAAAAAGGCCGAUUAACUCAAAUUCAUGGCAACCCUUACAUCGCGAAGACCUGAAACGCUUAUUUGCCCUUGCAUAUAAUUGAACUUGGUUCACCCACUGAAAAAAAAAAACAAAACUACUAAGUGUUCCUGCUUUAAUCUGACCUUUUGCAAAAAUGCUAUGAAUAAUUCUUUUGAGCACAUUCACGAUUCUAAGAUUUAUAUAAAGCUGUUUUAAGCAACCUAUAAAAUAAACCGCGCUUUAAUCUCCUCAGCACUUGUUCAAGUCAGGUACAGUAAUUUAUUCAUGUCAACUAAAUUUUUUUUCAUUAUGAGACUACAAUUUUACUUCAAUUUAAUAAUAACCGCAUGCCACCGUUCAUCAGCCGUGAUAAACUCAUCUCUUUUUGAUGAAUUAUACAGUUGCGGCACAAGACUGAUGUUGACCAAGAAGAAGGAUAUUAAUAGAAAAUACUAAUUUACCCAGGACAUAUUGUAAUAAAAAUUUCUGGAUAAAUGCAAUGUAUGCAGAGGUGCAGGUGUAAUUUGAUCCGGUGCAAACUCAUUUGGCUGCUUCCUCGUGGAAAUAGUAGUGAUGAAGGGACGAGGGGAAAGGGGAAAAUAUUAGGGGGGAAGGGUGGGGAGGAUGGUUAACGUGGUACAACGAGGUCGAGAGAGAACCCUAAACUGGACCCCACCAGUCAGAUUUGGCGUUUCGAUAUAUAUACAUAAUUUUAAAUUUAGAAAUCUAAAGCCUUAUAAAUGUGUUUUAUAUCUUCGUGUUUGUAUUUCGCAUGAAAUUGUAAUGUGUUUUAUUUAGUUUAUACCCAGGGCUCCCAUUGAUAGCAGGUGGCUCUUUAGGGCUUCUGACGGGGCUACCCUGAGGUUUAUUCUUAUUUUUAA
This is a messenger RNA of Pocillopora damicornis (cauliflower coral), 2265 nucleotides long. RefSeq names its product neuropeptide FF receptor 2. NCBI's taxonomy places the organism in Eukaryota, Metazoa, Cnidaria, Anthozoa, Scleractinia, Pocilloporidae. The record is from RefSeq and is a predicted model, not a curated record. Gene Ontology annotation, molecular function: G protein-coupled receptor activity. Gene Ontology annotation, biological process: G protein-coupled receptor signaling pathway. Gene Ontology annotation, cellular component: plasma membrane.